ACAACAACAAGGAACAGCAGUGAUUUGCCUGUGAUGAGUGGCGAAGGCACUGGUUUGGGGGCCCUUGGCCCGCUAGCGGGGUAUUGGGAAAAAGUCAGUUGAACUCGUAUUGUCUUCCUCUCACUUACUGUCACUUGUGCAAAGCUAUUUUGGGUCAGAGAGAUGCUGUCUGAUUGGGCAGGCAGAAUCCUCUUGUAUCCAAAAUCAAAGUUAAAAAAAGACAAACUCAACAAAACAAAGAAACUGAAACUUUGGUUUCAAAAGGCGAAAGGUUUUGAUCUGUUGUGUGUGGGUGUUUUUGAGGGUUAGAUUGAUUGACAUGCUGCCUGGUACAAUGCUCAACUUAAAAAUUAUUCUCAUAUCGACUGGAUUGAUACUCCACUGUACUAAACGAUAUCUUGAGAUACACUAAAAAAAUCAAUGAUACUGUGUACUCUAAUCUGAUACUCCAGUGUACUAUAUUUUACAUUUUAGUCAUUUAGCAGACGCUCUUAUCCAGAGCGACUUACAGUUAGUGAGUGCAUACAUUUUUCAUUCUGACAUUGAGAUACUCUCUGAUUCUAAAUGAUACCGUGUACGAUACUCUGUGAUGGCACUAAAUUAUAUUUUGACGAUGCAAGUAUCGGGAUAUAUUUUCCCAUGCAUUAAAUGAAAACACGAAGCAGACUAUACUCUUUGGGCCUUUAAAAACCUGCUGUAUGUAAAAUAUUGUGUGCUAUAGCUUGACAAAUAAAUAAAUGUGACUCUGGAUGACAACAUAAUGUUUGUUUACAACAUUAGGGCUGUCUUCCUAAAGAAGUUAAAUAUGCUUCAUGUUUUGUCUUCUUGCCAAGAUACUAACGAGUAUCACGAUACUGGUGAUACUCUAUUGUACUCAACUUUACUCAAUGAUACUGUACAAUACUCUGUGUAAUUACUGUAUGUGGUUGACCAGGUUGCCCUCCCCUACUGAUAUCUAUCAGGGUAUUAACAUAUUUUGUGAUUGGUCCCUGCAGAUCCAGGAGCGCUCAGCUUUGUUGGAGACCUGUCCAUGGUGUGCUGCUAAAGGACAGACUCAGGCCCUGCGCUCCUACAGGAUCAACUUCCAGGAGUUCAUCACUCUCUGCACUGACCCACAGUGCCUGUUUCCCCUGGUCUCCAGGCCUUUGGAGGAUGUCCUGGACAGCCUCGUACCCCCUCUACUCCAAACUCAGACGGGGAACAAGAGGAAGAGCCCCUGCGGGUUGGAGAACGGAGACCCUGUACCUUCCCCCAAACGUGCACGAUCGGUGGAUUCAGAAGUGGCAGAGGAGGCCGUAUCACAGAGUGGAGCUCUAUCAGUCAGCAGCAUCGCCAACAAACUCAAUGGGGGAGAAGAGUGCUUUAAUGGGAAGAAGCGUGCAGUACAGAAGGAAAGAAUCAGCCAGUCAGAACACACCGACAUGGAUGUGGUGGAUAAAACCCUCAAACACCCACUUCCUGAGACUGAGAGGGGAGGGGCCAACGGAUACCACAAGGAUUCUGGUUGGUCGAUGCCAGAAGAAAUGAACCAGGAAGUCCUAGAAGAGGAAGAAGAUGGUGUCUUUCUCCCAGAGGAGGGUACACCUACCUUAGACAAGGGUUUGCCUCUCCAAGAGAAGACUGUACCGGUCUUACAGGUGGCCGUUUCUGUUGUAGAGCCUACCGUAGAGACUGAAGGUGCACCAAAGGUGGUUAAGAUUAUCUCUACCUUAGAGGAGGCUGUAUUUGCCCUAGAGAAGACUUUAUCUGCCCCGCAGGUAGCCAUUUCUGUCCAUGAGAAGAUUUCACCUCCCUUACACGUGGCCGUUUCUGCCUCAACGUCUGCCCCAGAGAAACCGUUGGCCAAGGCUGCCUUAGUGGAAGUUACACCAGCACAUCAGAAGGUUAACCCUCCCUUACAGGACACAGUCUCUCUCUUAGAGGCUCUGACUGCCCCAGGGGAAGCUACACCAGCACAUCAGAAGGUUAACCCUCCCUUACAAAGGACUGUGUCUGCACCCGAGGAUGGUGUGUCUGCACCCGAGAAGGUGGGGACACCUGCCAUGGAAGCUGUCCUCGUGUUGCAGGAAGCUCUGACCGUCUUAGAGGAGGCUUCACCUGGCAUUAACAAGGGUCUCUCUGUCUUAGAGAAAGGUGAGGAAGAGGAGUGUUUAAUGGAGGAGGAGGAGGAGGAGGAGGAAGAAGUGGUUACACUUGUGGCCUUGGAGGCUGUCCCUGCCUCAGAGAAAGACGAGGAGCAGGUGGAUGAUGAGUACGGAGAGGAGGAUCUGCCUGUCUUUGACGAGGAAGAGGAGGAAGAGUGCCCCCCAGAGGUGAUGUGUAGGCCCUGUAGUGUGGACCUCAGUCAGAGCAAAGUGCCUGUUGAAGUUCAUGUUGUGGGGGAUGAUGAUGAUGAAGAUGCUGGUCCUAUCAGAGCUAGAAGAAGAGCUCAGAACGCCCGGCAACUAAUCAGUAGCGAGGACGAGAUGACUGACGCAACCAUGGAAACGGAACAGGAAGGAAGCGUCACGGAGGAAGUGGAAGUCGUGGCACCACCGCUGAAAAAGAAAAUGGGCCGGCCGAGAAAGACUCCUAUUAUUAAAUACACGCAGGAAGUGGGUCCCCACUUUGACCCGGAAGUUAUCUUGACUGGGGAGUUGGUCCCGGUUCCCGGGCCUCACCUGUUCUGGAGGAAUGAGAACAGUCUGUGUUGGCUGGACACCUUGCUGGUAGCGCUGGUCCACUGUCACACCCUGAGGGACAGACGACCCACCAAGAGGCCCACUGUAGGUCAACCUGUCUGGGACCUGUGUGAGAGAUACGACCGGGCCUGUGGUCUCAUUACAGCCUACCAACACACUGACGCAGACGGUGUAGUCAGAGUGCCCUCUGCGGUGUUACAGAGGGUCCAGACGGAGAUGCAGACCGUCAGGAUGUCCAUCUUUAAACUGCUGGAGCCUCUACUGAAAUGCAAACUGGGUCAGAAUGAGACGCCGGUGUUUGCCCUGCCUCUCCUCCUCAGGGCUGACUCAUGGGCCGAGCCUCUUUUCCAGCAAGCAUAUGAGUGGCAGUUUGAGUGUAUCUCAACAACCUGCCAGCACGCCACCAACACCAAAUGUAAGAAGACCCUCACCACUUUCACCAAGGUGGUUUCUGAUUGGCACCCUCUCAACGCGGCCCACCAAUCACGUUGCAGCAAGUGUAAUAAGAGGAAGCAGACCAGGAUGUUGGUGCUGGAGAGGGUGUCUCCUGUGUUUGUGCUGCACUUUGUAGAAGGUCUCCCUGACAACGACCUCAGUGUGUACUCCUUCACCUUCCAGCAGCAGAAAUACUCCGUCACCACCGUCAUACAGUAUGACCAGCAACUCAAGCACUUUGUCACCUGGAUACGCAGACCAGACGGAUCAUGGCUGGAGUUCGACGAUCUGAAGCACCCUAACUGUGUCUCCCACACCCAGCUGGUGGUCCCUCCUAGAGAAAUCCAUGUUGUCUUCUGGGAGUUGAAGACCAACAGACCGGACAACCCACAGACACCCUGCUCUCCCCCUGUAUCCCUGACAAGCACUUUCCUGAUACAGAAAGAACUGAAGCAACCUCCCUUAGCCAAACUCUUUGUCAACAAUGAAUCUCAAGACAUCUCUCAGAGGGUCUCUGACGAUCCGGACACUGACAUGGACACCACCAUAACUGCUGGCUAUAUUGAUAACGUUAUGGACACAACGUUAACGAAUAACGUUGACUCUCCCAUCUCCAUCGGUUCCACCACCGUGCUUCCUGGCGUACCGGUUCAGUCCUGUGACCACAACCUUUCUCUCCCCCUCCUUCACAACGACACGGCCAUUGUCGAGGCACUGACGGUGUCUGAUGAUACCGACAACGACAUCAUGGACACCACGGUAACCAUUGGUAACUCAUCCAUCAGUAGCACCACACUGCUCGACACCUUCGAGGGCCUCUCCCACGAUGACAUCGUCACCCUGACGCUCGUAGAGGUCCAAGUUGACUCUGAUGGGAGGCCGUUGGACGACAACGUCUCCCUAGCUCCCAGGCAAACUGGAGACCUCACUUCUCCUCGACCUGCUCCUACACCUGAGGCUGAGAACCCCGCACCUGCCCGUGAAAUGCCCCCUGAAACAGAUGAUGACAUUGUCAUCAAAAGGCCAACGUCCCCCGACACUGCCAGUGAGUUUCUCCUUGACAACAGUGACGGUCAUUCUGAGCCCGACUCUGAAGAGCCCACUCCUCCUAGUCCUCCCAAGCUCAGAAGGGGCAGAAGCACCAGCAGUAAACCCAAAAUGGUAGCAUCCAACACUCCAGUUGCACCAGCAGCUAAGGUGGUCACAUCAACAACACCACCAAGAACAGCUACACCAAUGGCACUUACUGGAAACUGUGGCGGAAUAAUCCUGCCCUCAGUUGUAUCUAUGAUGUCACCAUCAUAUGUGGAACCCAGCACCCCAGCACCAGAGUCCCCUACUCGUUGCUCUCCCCCGCCCCACUCCAAACCCGCUAAUACCUCCACGUCUCUGCAGAGCAAACCCGGCCUUCCUCCGCCCCUGGACCCCAACUCUCGCUGGUCCUACCUGCUUAGCCGCCACCCCACCUCCACCCCAACUCCCCCCAGAACCCAGAGACCACCCAGCCACUUCAACCACUCAACACCCAACCAGUUCCAGCAGCUUUCACAGAGCAGGCAGACCCCAAAGGUGUCUCCCCCCAACCCAGACGCCAGGCUGAAGAAGCCUCCGCCUCUACCCAAACCCAAACUGAGUAAGGUGGACAACGAGACCCUGCCGGUGAAGGCUGCCGAGAUGUACGGAAGGUUCCAGGCCAGGAGCAGGAACGUAAAUACAAACAUAAACGAUGUCCCCUCCAAGACUUCACCUCCCACCCAGCUCCUCUCUCAAAGAACUGACCCUCAAAAUGGCGUCUGGAAGACACCAAGUCAACCUGCCGCCCUUGUCUCGCGAAAACCCCCUAUCAACCACACCACUUCAGCAGUGCCUAUUAUGACCUCACUUCCCCCCUCUCCAGGAGUCACUGAGCUCCCUAAAAUCUCUUCCUCCAGGAAACACAGCCCCGGAGGCCAGGGCUCGAAAGUUCCGGCUGGCCUCAGUGAGACGGAGGCCCUCAGGUACAAGCUGCUGAAGAAGCUGAAAGCCAAGAAGAAGAAACUGGAGAAGCUGAAUCAGAUGUUGGGGUACCCCGGGGGGGGAGUGACCUGCAGACCAGACAUGGCUGAUCGGAAUCCCUCCUACACCGUGAGCUCUAGUACCUCUGUCUACGACAGCCCCGCAUACGACGAGUUCUUCGCCGACCUUCUGUCGCCCGCGACGACCGCAAGCAACCUAUCACCGGACAGCACAGGCUUCCUGGAGAUGCUGACCACCAAUGGUCAAGAAGGGGGCGGGGACUUGGCAUGUGGGGGGAAUGGUAUUGGUGGAGCCUCACAGGUGGUGACACCUGUGACCUUGCAACCGGCCAGUCACUAUGUAGUAGUGCCACAGCCUGAUCUAGCCGGGCCAAUCACAACCUCUGGUGAGAACUUCCUGGAAGAGUUCAUAUCAGGUUCGGCCAAUCAGCAGACGGAGAUGGAGACUGAAACCCUCAGUGCUCUCGACAUGUUCUUUUAGGCUCGUUAACCACAGGUCUAGGAUCUGCUAACAACUCUUACCUAACCCCUAAGCUUAAACAUUAGGGGGAAAUACAAAGCUUACCUCAGAUCAGUGGCUAAGGUUACGUCUGAAAUGGCACCCUAAUCCCUAUAUAGUGCACUAUUUUUGACCAGAGCCCCUGGUUAAAAGUAGCACCAUAGAGAUCCUAUUAAAUUAAAGUAUUCUAAUUAUAUGAGUAGUGCACUAUAUAUAGGGAGUUAGGGUGCCGUUUCGGAUGCAGACAGUUUCUAGUACAAACUACAUGCUACUAUUCCUUUGUCUGGAGAGAGUGUGUGUGUGUGCACGUGCUUGGCAUCAAUGGGUUGUUCUGUUCUGGGUAGCAUGUGUUACACAGAGCGGAAUCAAAUAAAAUGACAUUGGUUGUCUUACCCUGUAAACAAUCUAUGGACAAGGUAUGACAGCAAUCCAUGCUUUGGUUGUUUCCACGCUCUUAACGUUUUAGCAUUUGUGGCACAAAUCCCAUCCAAGUCAUGGGGCUUUAAUUUGGGAGAACUAUCCCUUUAACUCGGAUAUCGCUCAUGUAUUUUUUUGUUUAGCAAGAAUGUUGAAGCUGAAAUGGAGUAAUGUUAAUACUCGCUGAGGCUUCGUCCCAAAUGACACCCUAUUCCCUAUAUAGUGCACUACUUUAGACCAGGGCCUGUAGGGGAUAGGGUAUCAUUUGGGACGAACCAUUAUACUUACAGGUUCUGAGGCUUUAAGGGAGAUAAAAUAUGGAGGUUGUUUCAGAGUAUUCUGUAAAGUUAAUAGACCAAUUAUUUGAUCCUGCUUUUGUGGAGGGAAAAUAAAACCUCCAGAAGACAUCAUAUGUACUGUUGUUGUUUUGGUUUGCUUUUUUUAUAUUUGUUUGUCUGAAUUACUUUAACCUGAGCUAGGAUAAAAGCCUGACAUGUAGGAUAAAAAUGGGUUUGUGUUUUAGGGGUGGUUCGAACUCUUAUCUUAUCCAAGGUUUGAAUAUAUUUUUGUAAUACAAAGUGUGACAGAGUUGUACAAUGUUGUACUGAAUCAGAUACUGUAUGUAAUUCUAAUAAAAUAACAUCUUCUUGACAUGGA
Molecule: messenger RNA, 6704 nt
Organism: Coregonus clupeaformis (lake whitefish)
Lineage: Eukaryota; Metazoa; Chordata; Actinopteri; Salmoniformes; Salmonidae
Product: SUMO-specific isopeptidase USPL1
Exons: 7
Coding region: 813-5612 (1599 amino acids)
Biological process (GO): Cajal body organization; protein desumoylation
Cellular component (GO): Cajal body
Molecular function (GO): SUMO binding
Source: RefSeq, a predicted model, not a curated record